Messenger RNA from Tuber aestivum (summer truffle), 5586 nucleotides. The record is from the annotation of a GenBank genome assembly. Lineage: Eukaryota; Fungi; Ascomycota; Pezizomycetes; Pezizales; Tuberaceae.
ACCACUCACCUCCCCAACGGUCCCCUUUAACUCUCCCUACCGUACCUCCCUGCACUUUCUCUCCUCUUUACACUUUCCCCCCUUCCACUUCCCUCCUCCUCUCUUAAUGAACCCAUAGCCCUCUCGAUCCGCCGGCGUGGAAUUCCAUUUUAUCGUACAACCACCGUACACUAUCGCAUCCUAUCCUCCCACCCAGUCCUAUCUAAUCCUUUCAUAAGUCCAGGUGCGGCGGCGGCUGAGUUGUAAACACUAAUUCUGCACAUCACCGCUCUUAACGUGAAACCCUCCCUCUCCUGAACAUCACCGUCCUGAACCAUUUCCCACCCCUCUCUUCUCCAACCGUCACUGCCACCAGCCCCAACUCAACUGAAAUCCGGGGCGGUAUCAACUUGGAACUGAUUAAUCGCCGCACCUUUCCGUCCUUUUUUUCCUCGCAAUUCACAGCACUGUUUGUCACAUCUUCAGUAUCCAUUUCAUUACCCGUCGCCCACAUCUGGCUCGUCGUUCUUUUUCCUUCAAUCCACACCAAACACUUAACACGCACACAACACUCCUACACCCCCGCUCCUUUAACCCACUUCCCCCUCAUUCACGCCAAAGCAGAAAAAACAAAACAAACAAACAAAAGAAUACAAUCAUCUGAAAGAGGUUAUUCCUUUCUAUUUGACAUAGGUUUUGUGAAAUUUGCCCUUUCGCUGGGGGUUUGUGUCAUCGUGGCUGCACCUUUGGACACUCAUCCCACUGAGCUGCAGUAGGGCGGCUUCUUCAGGAGAGGAGGAGGAACGGUGAUUUGAGCCAGAUAUGGAUUCCCCAGGGCUCACGCCUGGUUCGCCAAUGUUUGAUGACGAUGACGAAGGAACAUUCCCAUGUAAAGGAUGUGGAAAGGUGUGCAGGAAUACCGAUGCUACCAUUGCUUGUGUUUUCACCAAUUUUCUAAUUUUACUGACAUGAAAUCGCAGAUACUAGAGGAGGGGAAAGCUUUUGAACUAUGUGAGUGCAACCGGGAAACAAUUCUACCUUCCCUUCUCCUCUUCUCACUUUUGAUCUUUCCUUGAUUUCCUUACCAUUACUCCCUUCACCAUGACCUUGACUGAUCAUGUGGUAGCGGGAAACCGAUGGCAUAUCGAGUGCUUUCGGUGCAACAAGUGCCAGACUUUGCUGGACUCGGAUGCGAACCUGCUAUUGCUGGGUGAUGGCUCUCUCAUUUGCAAUAAUUGCACGUACAGCUGCACAGCUUGUUAUAACAAAAUCGAAGAUCUGGCUAUCCUGACAGGAGAUCAGGCCUUCUGCGCAGGGUGCUUCAGAUGCCGGAACUGCAAACGUAAGAUCGAGAAUUUGAAGUACGCUCGGACUUCGCAAGGGAUCUUUUGCAUGAGCUGUCAUGAGACGCUGAUGGCUCGCCGGAGGAAACGAGGAAAGGUGCAGAAAACUCCGACAAUGGGGAGUAAUGCUCCUUCGCCGAUGCUUUCUUUAGACAAAUCGCUCCCGUCUUUGCCUGUUGAAGAGGAUGAACCUCCCUCGGAUGGCCACUCGGCAGCUCCAACGCAGCUCUCGCCUAGGCCUCGUCCCCUAGCAAAUAGGACAACAUCUUCAAAAUCCGCCAAUACCCCGGACCAAUUAUCUCCACUUGGGUUUUCAGCUUCAGGUGAACUUCUGGCAAUUUGAGCUGUUGGUGAUAGACCGCUAAUUAAGCGGUAGGAAAUGAAUUACGAUCAGCGCCUAGGUCUCACAGAUAUUCAAUGAACUCGCAGGUAUCGGAGCAUUCAGCGGAUGGUGCCGGCUAUGAUCCGUAUUCUUCAUUUAUUCCGGUCGUCCUUGAUUCUUCACCGGCGCCUCCGGCCUCUCUGCCAAGUACGGCCUACCGACCUAAUAGAACAUCCUCCUAUGAUCCCUACCUUCAGGAAAGAUCUAUGAGGGAACCUCCGAGUAACGUGAGGCCAUCCUAUGAGCGCAAAACCUCAGAGCCAACACCCUACCACGAAACCGAUAAAAGUAGGCGACCACCGCACAUCGCAUCGCAGGAGAAGGUUCGCCAAACCCCUGGAAACGGGGACAGUACGGAUAUGGGGAGGAGAUCGGGAGAUUCUGAUGGGAGCGGUGAAGAUAAGAAGGAAAAGACAUACUUCACCAAGGAUCUAACAUCAACUUAUAGCUCCCCCUAUAUCUCACGGGAGUCAUCCAAACAAGGACGCGAUUCUGAUUCUGCUAGUACCAAGUCCAGGAGCACUAUCCUUGCUAAGGACUCACCCGCAAAUGCGCAAGAUCGGGGGGAGCACUUUAAGCUGGGAGAGGUACCGCGGGAGAGGAAGAGGUCGCUGGGCACACCAAAGGUCAUCGAUGGAGAGGAGCCAGAUCCUCAUGAGAUAUCAGUAUCAUUCUCGCCCAUGGGUUUGGAACCUGCGCCUUCUGUGGCUACCCCUGAGAUACCGCCUCGCGGGGAUUCACAUAACCCACCCCUUUCGCGUGGGAAUUCUCCUGCUUCUGUGGCUAGGAAACCCGUCGACUCGGAAUCGCCUGUUUAUUCGGCUUCUUCCUCUGGACAUUCACAGCGCUCCCAUGGGACAUCCGGAUCCAAUGCUUCCGCAAUUACAGCUGCUGAAUCACCUGAAGUUGGACUAGGAGCCAGGGAUACCGCCGAUGCUAAGCCACAAGGGAUCAGGAUUAAUACUACCACAACUGUUAGUAAUAUUACCUAUCAGCAGGAUCCUACUUUCUCAACCCAAACCACACUUGACCAGAGACCAGGAGCCCCACAGCACCCGUCGACUACGCGCGCUUCUGCUUCUUGUAGUUUUAAUCCACAGGGGGAAUCGGCGGGUUCAGAUGGGUCGGUAUUGCCACCCCCGUUCAAAUCGCCCGUUAGCGAUCUGAGUAUGGAGGAGGAUAUUGCAAGGGUUUUUGGUGGUGGUGAUACAUCGGCAUCCAUACUUCGACGAGUGUCGAACGCCGUUAGGCAUGGGAGAAGUUUUAGUGAUUUGGCUACCAGAACGGGAUCGCCCCCUAAGUGGCCAAGGUCACCGAGUGGAGGGGAUCCCGGAUAUCUUUCGUUGGAGGGUGAUAUUACUAGUCCGACGUCGUUAGGCGGGAAGGACGAUACCCUAGCCCUAAAGCACGAACUUCGGCGUUCGACGCAGAGAAUCGCUGAGCUUGAGGCCCGGCUUAACGUACGUGACUAAGGAAUUUCUAUCUUUUUUGCUUUUUUGCUUUUUUUUAUACUGACAUGUCAGCAGAGCACUGCCUCAGCGAAAGUGCUGGAUUCAAAUAUCGCCGAGAAGAGAAAUACUGUGGCUUUGUUGGAAACGGAGCGUGAGGCGUUUUUGCGUGAGCUUAUGGUAAUCAAGGAGCGGGUGGACGCUGCUAAAGAUGGGUAUGUGUCCCAUGGAUUAUAUGUGAGAUAUCGGCUGACAUUUAUUAAUAGACAACCUCUUAAUAUGGAAGAGCUGAAGUCUGACCUUAUCCACGGAUUGACUCGGGAGUUGGAGGAUCUAAAGAUGACUUUGAAGUCAGAGAUUCAAAGCCUCGUGGCCCAGAGGGAUCAGUUAACCGAAGAAGUGGAAAAUUUCGCUCGCCUUAGAGACCAGGCUAUACAAGAUACCGAGCAGCUUAAUUUGAAGAAUGCGCAGCUUGCUGACUUAAACAACGAGCUUACCCGACGCAUCCAAGGCCAGUUUAAGGCUAACAAAGCACCUGUCAAUGGGUUGGGUAUCUAUACUGGCAAUGCCGCGGACUUGCUUGAUACCAAAGACCAAAACGAAAAACGGCCUUCUACUGCAACUUCGACGUCCGUAUCGUCUAAUAUGGUGGGCCAAAUCAACGACACCACGCACAUCCAUCAUCACCAUGAGGCUACCGAAGUCUUUACCGCUCAGAAGGUUACUUCUUUGAAGAAUGGACCGCAGAUCAAGAAGACCUUCUGGAAGAAGGGAGGUGCUGUGAUGAAGGGAGCUGGAAAGGGUGUUAACAAGCUGUUUGCAGGUUCUGAUCAGAGAGAGGGUUGGCCCAGCGAUCAUCCCAAUGGCGUCGAUUCGCCCGGUGGCUUAAAGCCUGGAGGGCCUGACACACCCGGGGGUAAAAUUUUCGGCACACAGAAGAAAUGGAUGAAAAAUAAGGGGGGCCAAAACGGUCUCGGCGCAAUCGGAUCUAGUACUACUAUUAGCGAUGGUGUACUCCCACUCUUUGGAACAGAUCUCGAGCAACGUGCCGAGUACGAAGGCAACCGCAUCCCCAACGUCGUCCAGAAGUGUAUCCAAGAGGUUGAAGUCCGUGGAAUGGACUUUGAGGGUAUUUACCGUAAAUCUGGCGGUGCCUCGCAAAUGCGCCAUAUCCAGGAGGCCUUCGAGCGUGGGGACGAUGUGCCUUUUGAUAGCAAUGUUGAUAUUUGUGGAGUUACAAGUGUCCUAAAGCAGUACUUUAGGAACUUGCCUAACCCUCUGCUUACUUACGACAUUUAUGAGCGGUUUGUGGACACUACUAGUAUGUAUCCCUUGCCCUACGAACCCAAUACAAGUGCUGACAUUCCAAUAGCCGUCUUCGAGGAGGAAACCCGCAUAAAAAUUGUCAAGGACCUGGUCGACGAGCUACCCUCUAUCCAUCGUGAUUGCCUGCAAUUUGUUAUUUUCCAUCUAGCAAGGUUGGUUUUUUCUCCGUACCCCAACUUCCGUAGAUACAACUAACACCUUAACAGAGUUGCUGCCCGAAGAGAUGAAAACCUAAUGAACUCCCGCAAUCUAGCAGUAGUCUUCGCCCCAACCCUCCUGCGCUUCACCAGCGAUGAGCGGGAAAUGACAGACAUGCACGCGAAGAACAACGCCAUACAAUUCCUCAUCGACCACAACGAAUCCAUUUUUUAGUGAAUGAAAUUAAAAAAACGAAUCGAAUAACAAAAGAAUGGGUACCCCCCUCCCCUUAGUUUUUUUAUCCCUUAUUUAACCCGACCCCUAAACUUCCGCCUGUAUUUUUUUUCUGUCAUCCAUCAUACCCUUUCUUCCAUUCGUAAGGUCUUGCUUGCGACCUGCUUUGCUUUGCCAGCUUGUAUUGUGUAUGCGUGAGCGGACAGGGGCGUUAUCCUUUGUUUCCCUUUCCUUUCCCUUUCCCCUUUCUUUUUGGAACGUGGUGAGGUAUUAAUUCCGUGGGCCCCGUUAUCACCUGCUUGCCCGUUAUUACUCAACUUGCUCUACUCUAUUCCACUCCAAUGUACUGUAGGUGAGUAAUGUGCUAGCUUUUCUUUAUAGCGCAGUAGUCUCAAUCAGCGGAAACCGUUUUACGUUUCAAGCACGCGUAAGUGUUAUUCAUCUUGGAGGCAGAAGCGGAGGGGGGGACGGAUGUCAUUUUUCUAUACUCUCUUUUCCAUAUUCCACUAUUUUUUUUAUAUUUUUUUUGCAAGGUUCAUAGAUGGGUCUUUAUGGGAUUUCUGUCCCUUUUUAUUUUUUCUUGUCUACUGAUAGUUGAUGGAUGGAUGCAGCGAGGGAAGGGAGGAAUUGCUUGGCUGCUUAGUCACCGUGUAACGAGCCCAUAGACUGGGCCGUGCUCUGUAUAAAUUACCACUGCCGCUACCACAAAUACCACUCCGCCUUCUGAGAAAAAGCU